Molecule: messenger RNA, 1439 nt
Organism: Trachemys scripta elegans
Lineage: Eukaryota; Metazoa; Chordata; Testudines; Emydidae
Gene: MAP2K2
Product: mitogen-activated protein kinase kinase 2
Biological process (GO): protein phosphorylation
Molecular function (GO): ATP binding; protein kinase activity
Source: RefSeq, a predicted model, not a curated record
GGCAAACCUGGUAGAUCUUCAGAAGAAGCUGGAAGAAUUGGAAUUGGAUGAGCAGCAAAAGAAGAGGCUAGAGGCUUUCCUCACCCAGAAAGCCAAGGUUGGGGAGCUGAAGGAUGACGACUUUGAGAGGAUCUCCGAGCUGGGAGCUGGCAACGGUGGGGUGGUCACCAAAGUACAGCACAAACCCUCAGGACUCAUUAUGGCACGAAAGCUGAUUCAUUUAGAAAUUAAACCCGCCAUUCGUAAUCAAAUUAUCCGAGAGCUGCAGGUCCUGCACGAGUGUAACUCUCCGUACAUUGUGGGUUUCUAUGGAGCGUUCUACAGCGAUGGGGAGAUCAGCAUCUGCAUGGAGCAUAUGGAUGGAGGCUCUCUGGAUCAAGUGUUGAAAGAAGCCAAAAGGAUUCCUGAGGAGAUCUUGGGGAAAGUCAGCAUAGCGGUUCUGCGAGGUUUGGCCUAUCUACGAGAGAAGCAUCAGAUCAUGCACAGAGAUGUGAAACCUUCUAAUAUCCUGGUCAAUUCCCGGGGAGAGAUAAAGCUCUGUGACUUUGGGGUUAGCGGUCAGCUCAUUGACUCCAUGGCAAACUCCUUUGUGGGGACUCGAUCCUACAUGUCUCCUGAGCGGUUGCAGGGCACUCAUUACUCAGUUCAAUCCGACAUCUGGAGCAUGGGUCUCUCCCUGGUGGAGCUGUCUAUCGGAAGGUACCCAAUCCCCCCACCAGACUCCAAGGAACUGGAAGCGAUAUUUGGCCGUCCCAUGGUCGAUGGGGCAGAGGGAGAACCUCACAGCAUCUCACCGCGGCCCAGACCCCCAGGGCGCCCUGUCAGUGGCCACGGAAUGGACAGUCGGCCUGCGAUGGCCAUCUUCGAACUGCUGGACUAUAUUGUUAAUGAGCCUCCUCCUAAGCUGCCGAAUGGAGUUUUCACACAAGACUUCCAGGAGUUUGUAAAUAAAUGCUUAAUUAAAAAUCCAGCAGAACGGGCAGAUCUGAAGAUGCUGAUGAAUCACGCCUUUAUCAAGCGCUCUGAAGUGGAAGAGGUGGAUUUUGCAGGCUGGCUAUGUAAAACGCUGCGGUUAAACCAGCCCAGCACCCCCACCCGCACCGCCAUGUGACGGCAAAGCAAACUGCCUUGUGUCCGUACAUCUGCCUGUCUGCCACCGUUUCCUGCCCUUCAGUAGAAGACAGAACCGCCCUCCUUCCCCCCCCCCCCAUCCCCUUCCCAAAACGGCGAAGCACCAUCAUUUUGGGAAAUACCCAUCAUCCAACAAACGAGCAGAAACGGGCUUGCUUUCUUUGUUUUGUUUUUUCAUGCCUGCGUUUGAGCGCGGCUCAGUCUUUGAAGUUUCUGACAUUUGGGAAAUGUGCUGCUGCUUAUGUUGUCUCUUUUGAAACCUGUUCCCUUGGGUUAAAAAAAUAUGGUGUGUGUGCGGGGGGGGAAAG